Messenger RNA from Phasianus colchicus (ring-necked pheasant), 2327 nucleotides. Lineage: Eukaryota; Metazoa; Chordata; Aves; Galliformes; Phasianidae. The record is from RefSeq and is a predicted model, not a curated record.
AUUGGGAUGGGAUUUUGAGAUGGGAUGGGGCUGUGGGAUGGGAUGGGACCACAUUGGCCAUGGUGCAGCGCUGGAGUUGGGAACCCCCUUUCUGCACCCCGACCCCAACCAACCCCCCCGAGCCCCCAGCCCAGCAAGGAGACCCCCAUUGUGGGGGGUGGGGGGGUGGGCUGAGGACGGGACCGCGUUGCCCACAGCCCAGCGCUGGGGUCGGGGAUCGUUUCCCCGCUCUGCCCCAAAGCGGCGGUGCGGGGCGGUGCGGGGCGGCGGGGCCGGGCUGUUCCGUCAGCGUGUGCGGGGCGUGGGCUGAGCUCAGCGCUUGGCUCCGCUCCGGGAUCCCGGGCCGGGAAUGUCGCUGGGAGCGCGGAGCGGGGCGGCUGCGGAGCGGGCCGACACGCAGUACCAGACUUGGCCACACCGGGACCCCCAGCCACCCAUCAGCCCUCCCUCCCCGACCCCCCCAGGCCCCAUGGAGGGCGCCGCGCCCCCCCCGGGCUGCUCGGCCACGUGGAUGGAGGACGGCCGGCGUCGGGAGCGGCGCUGGGUGAAAUACGACGGCAUCGGGCCGGUGGAUGAGACGGGGCUGCCGCUGGCCUCGCGUUCUAGCGUGGAUCAGCCCCGAGAUUGGUACCGCAGGAUGUUCCAGCAGAUCCACGGCAAGCUGCCGGAACCAGAGUGGGACACACCGUGCUGCACUACAGUUCUGCAGAGAUCUGAACCAGCCCUGGAUCCUCCGGCGCUGCCCAACGGCUGGGAGCGGACCCCGUGGGGCGCCGCCGAUGGCACCGCAGAGCCGGGCAGCAUCUUUGACUACGAAGCUGACGCGGUGCCAGCACAGCGUGGGCAGGUGGGAGCCCACAAUGGGGCACCCCACAGAAGUGUGGGAUGUGAGCACCACGACCCCAAAUCCCCUCUGCAGCCCCCAGGAGCUGCGCCUGCAGUGCAGCCCAUCGAGGUGCAGCUGCAGCGGGAAUUGGAACAGCUGAGCGCUGAACUGGAUGAGGACAUCCGCGCCAUGGAGCGGCCGCAGCGGUGCCCCACUGCCCGCAGCACCCGCAGCACCCACAGAGCAUCGCCGACCCCCACCGCACCGCCCGGAUUUGGGGACCCCCGCAGCGCCCGCCCGCGGUGCAGCCCAGGUGAGGAAAUGUCCACUAUGGGGCCGGGGGGGGGGAAGGGGGCAGCGCCCCAUUGCUGCGCCCCCCCAGCGCCGCUCUGUGCCCCACAGAUGGCGGCCGCACGCCUCAAGUUUGACUUCCAUGCCGAGUCCCCCAGGGAGCUGCCGCUGCGCAGGGGCGACGUGGUGCUGCUGCACGGCGCUGUGGACGCCAAUUGGCUGCGGGGGGAGCAUCGCGGCCGCGUGGGCAUCUUCCCCCGCACAUACGUGGAGCUGCUGCCCACCGGCGAAGCGCCGCAACGUGGGACCCCAACGGCACCGCAGGGCCGCGCAACAGCCGUGUUCAGCUUCCGUGGGGAGCUGCCCAUAGAGCUCAGCUUCCGCAGGGGUGAGCAGCUGUCCCUGCUGCGCCGUGUUGACGCCCAUUGGUACGAAGGACAAAUUGUGGGCACUGGGCGCCGUGGCAUCGCGCCCCGCUGCUACCUGCGUGUGCACUGCGAGCCGGGGGGCGGCCCCACGACCCCGCAGCCCCCAGCCCCACAGGCGGGCACAAAGCAGGGCUGCGGUGACCCCGCUGUGCGCCCGCCCUCCCCUCGGCGCCAGGAUCUCAGCCCCUGCCCGGCCCCACUGCCGCCCCACGCCGCACCCGCUGCACCCAGCCCCUCUGUGGGGCCCCACGAGGAGCCCCCAUCUGCAGGAGGACCCACCCCACACCCCGAGCCCACCUCCCCCCACGUCGGCUCCGAGAUCCGAUGGACCCCGCACCGCGCGCUCUAUGAGUACCGACCCCAAAACGGUGAUGAGUUGGAACUGAGGGAGGGGGACCGCGUGGAUGUGCUGCAGUGCUGUGACGAUGGCUGGUUUGUGGGAGUGUCCCAGAGGACGCAGAAAUUCGGAACAUUCCCCGGGAACUACGUGGCACCGCUGUGAUGUCCCUGCUGUCACCCCACACAUCUAUGGGGCCAAAGUGCCUCCAGCUCCCUCCACCCCUAUGUGGCCCCAAGCAGCGGCCGACCCCUGUGACCUCACUGUGCCCCUUGGCUUCCACGUGCUGCCUUCCUGCCCCACUGCUAUGGGGUCCCAUCACCAUGGGGUCCCAAUGCUAUGGGGUCCCAUCACCAUGGGGUCCCAAUGCUAUGGGGUCCCAUCACCAUGGGGUCCCACAGCCACUUCUGUGUCCCUCAUUAAAGUCAGCUUGUGUUGCUGCUCA